AUGAGUAAGCGCCGAGCGACAUCCCCGAACCUCUGCUCGCCGAAGGCGAAGACGCCAAGGAGCCCAUCCAUCAUCUGGCGGGAAUUUCAAAAAUUGCCGGGCAGCGGUAUGCAGUGCAGGCGAUGCGCGACGAAAUACGCCGGAAAUGCUACGACCAACGCGCUGAGACACUUGGAAAUGAUACACCCCGAGGCCUAUGCUGAACUACGUGAGGAAGAGGCAGCCGUAUUGGCGAAGCCGGCACUACAUUUCGAUGACCUGCAUUCGGACUACUUGUUCUACAUUGGCUUGGCGACAGCCAACAUCGCACCGGGAGCCAUUUUGAAUAAUCCCUAUCUUCAGAAGUGGUUUGGGCGUGCUAAGGUCACCUUGCCGUCCGUCGGCCGAAUGAAUAACAUUGCCAAUGACCUCAAGGUGCGACUUCGAGGAGAAAUCACGGCCAUAAUUGGACAAACCCCAAUAAUCGCGAUCAGCACUGAUAUUUAUACGAAUGUUAAAAGAGCAUCAGUUGUCCGUCAAGUGCUCGACGAUUAUGGGAUCAGCCCAGAUCAGCUAGUGGCUGUAACCACGGAUGGGGCUUCAUCUAAUAAGGCCACGGCGACUUCGCUGAAAGUGCCAUGGUUUGACAAACUCUACGACACCCCGCUGGCGAAGAUUCGAGAAUUUACCCGCCAUUUGUCCCGCAGUGUAAAAGACAAAGAAUUGUUCAAAAGUCUGAGCCCGGGGGAACCAUUGCCGCAGAAAGACUGCCCGACCCGCUGGUAUUCGGCGUACCAAAUGGUGGUUAGUGCUCUGCCCCAGCUGAUUUCGACGCAGGAAGUCAACGAAAUCCAGAAGAUCCUCCAGCCACUUUCUAUCGCCCACGAAUUGACCAAGAAAUUUUCUUCCGAACAUUCGACCGUCGUUACCCGCUUUCGAUUUUGGUCCUCAGCGAAACAACGUCUACGCAACUGUGGAACGAACGAAGCAGAUGGGCUGCUGAUAGCUUUGGAACAAUAUGAAAAGCACUUCACGGAUCACGUUUCCUUGGAGGGAGCAGUUUUUGAUCCCUACGUUUAUGGAAAACUUCUGGAUCCCGAAGAUUGGCGCCUAGCAGUUGAACGAAUAUUGGCGUCGGUAAAUGAUACAAAUCAAGGCCUCGCUGCUACUAUGGCGAGCCAUUCAACUGGUCCGGGCUUCGUCGAUGACGAUCUUUCGGUACUCGGAUUGUCCAUUCAGCCCACGCGAUCGGCGAUUGAGGUGGAAUUCGACCUAUAUAAGGCUACUUCUCUCGAUGCCGAGAAGUUGUCACCUUACGCUGGAUCGGUAGCAAAAUUCUGGGAUGCGCAGCGGUUUGUGAUGCCCAAGCUCUAUGUCGUCGCCUCGAGAUACUUAACGAUGCCUGCCGCAUCAGUUGCUGUCGAGAGGGUGUUUUCUAUCUGUACGCGGCUGGCCUCGGACCCGAGACGGUGCCGCCUUCAUAACGACACCUACCAAGAAUUUGCGCUCAUUUCGUGCCAGAUCAGCUCCUUGAAGAACAUGUACCGUCGAGAGGCCGAUGAAGAUCGCCUCUUGCUCGAAGCCGAAAUGCUCGCUUUUGGCUGCGAGGUCGUGUCAAAUGAAGACGCCGACGACGAAAGUGGCGACGAUGAUGACUACUUUGAGCAUGCCGCACAAGAU
This is a messenger RNA of Mesorhabditis spiculigera, 1659 nucleotides long. The record is from the annotation of a GenBank genome assembly. Lineage: Eukaryota; Metazoa; Nematoda; Chromadorea; Rhabditida; Rhabditidae.